This is a messenger RNA of Plasmodium cynomolgi strain B, 678 nucleotides long. RefSeq lists its product as hypothetical. NCBI's taxonomy places the organism in Eukaryota, Apicomplexa, Aconoidasida, Haemosporida, Plasmodiidae. Bases 1 to 678 code for a protein of 225 amino acids. The record is from RefSeq and is a predicted model, not a curated record. The transcript has 2 exons.
AUGCAAAACGAAAAUGUGCUGACGCAGAAUUGUGACAUGCUGGACAAAGUAGGCAACAAAUUGGAAGAAAUUUUAAAAAACCUCGAAAAUGUUUUAGCCCAUCUAGACCCACUAAAUAAUUAUGAAACGAAAGAAGAUUCCAUGUUCUCCAAUUUGAAUGACGAACAGAACGAAAUUAUUAUUUUGUCAAACGUGAUAUAUGAUAAUAUUAACAUACUUACAGCUAUGCUUCACGAUUUUAUUAAAACCAUCCCCCCCUCGUACACAUACCACACUACUUUCCACUCAAAGAGUUUUGUUAUCUUGAGGGAAAAUAGAAAGAAGGAGAAAAAAAGACAAGAUACGAGGAUGGCCUUGGAUAAUGCUCAGAAAGGUACCACGUCAAGUAGUGGAACAGCACAGACUGACGCAGCGGUGACGCAACAUGACGAUGGAAUAGUCAAAGACACCCAAUCGGAAAUUAAAAAAGACGAAGAUACCGAUUCAAAUGAUCAACAGGCUACAGAAUUAGCCAGCCACUUUCCUCCCUCAGCUCAUAUCAAAUUGAUCGACAACAGAAAGUUCAAACCGCUGCAGCUAUACAAAAAAAAACAGUUUGAAGAAUUUUUCUAUUUUUCUCACACAGUCGAUUUAGAGUAUGAACAGGAACUUCAAAAAUAUUUAAUUAAAGCGAGGUAG